Acanthochromis polyacanthus (spiny chromis) is the source of this 3137-nucleotide messenger RNA. It is a transcript of the gene prkar1b, whose product is annotated as protein kinase, cAMP-dependent, regulatory, type I, beta. The transcript has 11 exons. Bases 134 to 1276 code for a protein of 380 amino acids. Gene Ontology annotation, molecular function: cAMP-dependent protein kinase regulator activity. Gene Ontology annotation, cellular component: cAMP-dependent protein kinase complex. NCBI's taxonomy places the organism in Eukaryota, Metazoa, Chordata, Actinopteri, Pomacentridae. Gene Ontology annotation, biological process: regulation of protein phosphorylation. The record is from RefSeq and is a predicted model, not a curated record.
CCAUCCUCCACACAGCCACGGUAGGAACACCUUGUCCCAGGCUGUCCUUCAGUCCGGGUUCUCCUCCUCGGGUCUAUCCGCAGUGGUUCCUCUCCGCUGGGUUCGUCUGUCCUUGUCAGAGAUAAAAGAUAAGAUGGCCACCUCCUCCUCCGCUCUGGAAGAAGACGAGAGUUUGAAAGGCUGUGAAAUCUUCGUGCAGAAGCACAACAUCCAGCAGAUCCUCAAAGAGUGCAUCGUGAACCUCUGCAUCGCUAAGCCUGAGCGUCCUAUGAAGUUCCUGCGGGAGCAUUUUGAAAAGCUGGAGAAGGAAGAAUGCAAGCAGAUCAUGGCACGGCAGAAAUCUAACAGCCAGUCAGACUCACACGAUGAUGAGGUUUCUCCCCCGCCUCCCAACCCCGUCGUCAAGGCCCGCCGUCGCCGGGGAGGAGUCAGCGCCGAGGUCUACACCGAGGAGGACGCCGUCAGCUACGUACGCAAGGUGAUUCCCAAAGACUACAAGACCAUGACUGCUCUGGCCAAGGCCAUCUCCAAGAACGUGCUGUUUGCUCACCUGGAUGACAACGAGAGAAGCGACAUAUUUGAUGCCAUGUUCCCGGUCACCCACAUCGCAGGAGAAACAGUCAUCCAGCAAGGUGAUGAAGGAGACAACUUCUAUGUGAUUGACCAGGGUGAAGUGGAUGUGUAUGUGAAUGGUGAGUGGGUGACCAGCAUUGGAGAAGGAGGUAGCUUUGGAGAGCUGGCCCUGAUCUAUGGAACCCCCAGAGCUGCCACCGUCAAGGCCAAGACUGACCUCAAACUGUGGGGCAUCGACCGGGACAGCUACCGGCGCAUCCUCAUGGGCAGCACACUGAGGAAGAGGAAGAUGUAUGAGGAGUUCCUGAGCAAGGUCUCCAUCCUCGAGUCUUUGGAUAAGUGGGAGCGUCUGACUGUGGCUGAUGCUCUGGAGCCCGUUCAGUUCGAGGAUGGAGAGAAGAUCGUGGUGCAGGGAGAACCUGGUGAUGACUUCUUCAUUAUCACAGAGGGUAUCGCCUCUGUUCUGCAGCGCCGCUCUGACAACGAGGAGUACGUGGAGGUGGGGCGCCUCGGACCCUCCGACUACUUUGGUGAGAUCGCCCUGCUCCUGAACCGGCCCAGGGCGGCCACCGUCGUCGCCCGCGGGCCCCUGAAGUGUGUGAAGCUGGACCGGCCUCGCUUUGAGCGCGUUCUGGGGCCGUGCUCAGAGAUCCUGAAGAGGAACAUCCAGAGAUACAACAGCUUCAUCUCCCUCACCGUGUGACGGGUCGGCCCGUUCUCCACCAGCAGAGGAGUUCUACAUCAGCAUCGGGGUUUUGGUCGGUGGGUGGGAGGGAGGGAGGAGUGGGGGUGCAGGGUGAAGGACUCAGGCUUCACAUCCACAGGGCGCUCAUUGCCUGCCUUUUUCCAUUUUGCGCGUUUCUUUCUGUUGACCUUGUGCACUUUGAUCUGUGCUGUCACGUAGCUUUAUGUCAGAACCAACAUGCAGGUGUUUGCUGUGAGAGGAUCAUUUCCAUAAAUGAUGUGAAGGAGCCGACUGUACCUGAUGCAUGCUCCAGGACUGACAACCAAGGAUGUUUGCACUUUCAUUCUUUUAUGAAGGAUAAAUUCAGGAAGUAAGAAGGAAGUGAAGUCAUGUCUGCAUACGGCGGGGCGAAGGUAGCGCACAUGUCUCUGCUCGCUGGCUGUGCUUUGCCUUCUUUUCACUUGGGGGUGUCCGUGGAGCCGUUUAGGUCCAAUCUGACACCAACCUCUGUUCCCUCAAACGUAGCUGUAGAGGUCUGAAGAUGUUCAUUCAUUCACAAAGCUUCUUAAAUGUGCUGUUACUGCUGACAUCAGUUGGAGGCAGCUGUGUGUUGAGUUAAACGUUAACUCUGUCGACUAAUCCAUGAAAAGACCAGAACCAACAGCAGAUUGUUUGGAGGCUUGAACUUAUUUAGGAGCAGCUCCACAGACUCCUCAUGGUGGUCCAUCUGCAGCCUCUGGUCUGUAACGCCGCCGUAAACUCUUUCUUCUUCAGCUUUUCACUCUUUUUACUCUGAUAUUCAUUUUAUCAGCGUGCACAGUGAAAAGUUAGAAUGAUCUGAUUUUUAUAACAAAGGUGACAUAAGAAAUGAAAUGUUCUUUCCUUGGCAUCAGGUCUGCAUUUCUGGACCACGUGAUCUUCAGCUUUUCUCCUGCUGUCUGUCAGAUCGGUUCAUCCUGAACUAUUUCAUUCAUUACAAACUAUUCUGACAUUUGGUUUAUUGGUUUGAGUAAAUUCUGAGUUCUCUGACUGCAGCUCGUUAGGUGUGAACAUUUCCUGGUUUAUUUGCUCCUCUGUGGCAGCAGACGGACCUUCUGUGUGUGUGAACAACCAAACAACUAAUGCAGGUUAAACUGAUCAUUAGUUGUAACCCUGUUCUAAGGAAAAUCUCCAGUUUUCUUGUCCCUUUUCAGCAGCAGCCUGUGGAGCUGUGUCUAAACAUGUUACUGUGCUCGUAUUUUUAGUGAUAAAUGAAGAAAUAAGACUCAGUGAUGUGUUUCAUCUUUUUUCUGUGAGCUAAAUGACACCUUUGAUGAAACGUAUUCUUUGGAUCAAUCGUUGCUGCUUUUGGUCUUUUCAUGACAUUUGUUGGCAAUAAGAAAAUCUAGAAAAUCUCUGAAGUUUAAGGUUUUACAGGUAUGUAGCGUGUGCAGCCAAAUGAAUUCCCAGCUGCUUCUUUCAGUAGAAACCCUCUUUAUUCUGAUCUGUGAGCCGUGGAUCCGCUCUGCAGAGUCUGAAACAGCCGUCCUGGAAACGCCGACUCUGUCUCAGGACUAAACCUUCAACACACGUCUGACGCUUUUCUAAGCCGGUUUACUUCCACGUUUGUUGCUAUGAAAGCUUUUGCACCACUUUAGAGUUUGUAUCAUUGGGUCAGUGCACCGCUUUGAUUUCGCUGUUUUUAAGACAUGAAUUCUGUGUUCCAAAUAAGAGUUUUAAAAGUAGAAACUUGUGUUGCUUUCCUUUGAUCAGCUGCAGUCUGAUGUUGGAGAAAUGGGACCUAAAGGAGAAAAUCUUGUAAAAUCUGUGUUCUCUCUCUCUGUAUCGUUUUCUUUCAACUAUCAAACCAUCUUGAGCAAAUAAAGAUAAGCUUCUGAAA